Molecule: messenger RNA, 2000 nt
Organism: Dunckerocampus dactyliophorus (ringed pipefish)
Lineage: Eukaryota; Metazoa; Chordata; Actinopteri; Syngnathiformes; Syngnathidae
Gene: bzw1a
Product: basic leucine zipper and W2 domains 1a
Exons: 12
Coding region: 119-1378 (419 amino acids)
Cellular component (GO): membrane; cytoplasm
Molecular function (GO): protein binding
Source: RefSeq, a predicted model, not a curated record
AGCCUGCGGAAGUCCUGACUGGAAGGUCUUUUUGUUUGGGCCGCAGAGACUCGCGACACUCUGUUCGAUUCCUCUGGUUCAUAACUGUUUUUUAUCUGCAUUCAUUUCGGUGUCUUUUAUGAAUAAUCAAAAGCAGCAAAAGCCGACGCUAACAGGCCAGCGUUUCAAAACGAGGAAAAGAGAUGAAAAGGAGAGGUUUGACCCUACUCAGUUUCAAGAAAGUAUCGUACAAGGCUUGAAUCAAACUGGCACUGACUUGGAGGCGGUUGCGAAGUUCCUUGAUGCCUCUGGCGCCAAGCUUGACUACCGCCGCUAUGCAGAGACACUCUUUGACAUCCUGGUGGCCGGUGGAAUGCUGGCUCCAGGUGGAACUCUCUCUGAUGACAUGACCCGCACAGAGUUUUGCCUCUUUACGGCACAAGAAGACCUGGAGACCAUGCAAGCAUAUGCUCAGGUUUUUAACAAGCUGAUCAGGCGUUACAAAUACCUGGAGAAGGGAUUCGAGGAGGAGAUCAAGAAGUUGCUGCUGUUUCUAAAAGGGUUCACUGAGUCUGAGCGGAACAAGCUGGCCAUGCUUACCGGUAUUCUGUUGGCCAACGGAAACAUAUCGGCCUCCAUCCUCAGCAGCCUCUUCAAUGAGAAUCUUGUCAAGGAGGGAGUGUCUGCAGCUUUUGCCGUCAAGCUGUUCAAGUCUUGGAUCAAUGAGAAAGACAUCAACUCGGUUGCCGGCAGUCUCCGUAAAGUGGGCAUGGACAACCGGCUGAUGGAACUCUUUCCUGCCAACAAGCGGAGCUGUGAGCAUUUUUCUAAGUACUUCACUGACGCCGGGCUGAAGGAGCUGUCAGACUUCGCCCGCAACCAGCAGUCCAUCGGUGCCCGCAAAGAGCUGCAAAAGGAGCUCCAGGAGCAGAUGUCCCGCGGAGACCCACUCAAGGAGAUCAUCGCCUUUACCAGGGAGGAGAUGAAAAAGGCCAAUCUCUCUGAGCAGACCAUGAUUGGCAUCAUCUGGACCUGCGUGAUGAGCUCUGUGGAGUGGAACAAGAAGGAAGAGCUGGUGACCGAACAAGCCAUCAAACACUUGAAGCAAUACAGCCCUCUGCUGAAAGCCUUCACCUCCCAGGGUCUGUCUGAGCUCAGCCUGCUGCUGAAGAUCCAGGAGUACUGCUAUGACAACAUCCACUUCAUGAAGGCCUUUCAGAAGAUUGUGGUGCUCCUCUAUAAAGCGGAUGUGUUGAGCGAAGAGGCCAUACUGAAGUGGUACUCUGAGGCCCACCUUGCCAAGGGGAAGAGCGUUUUUCUUGAGCAGAUGAAAAAGUUUGUCGAGUGGCUGAAGAACGCAGAGGAAGAGUCUGAAUCGGACGAAGAAGAGGCAGACUGAAAAACUCAUAUUGCCAGAUGAGCGCUCCCCAGACAUCCCCCCCCCCCCCCCCCCUUUUUUUUUUUUUCUUUUCUUUUUUUGUCUUUAAACGGGAGCAGUACAAUGUUAUUGCCCUUCUGGCUUCUCUACCUCCUGGUAGUCUCCCACACGACCUACACAGGUUAUAUUAGAACUUUUUUUUUUAAGGGAAGGGUCCUCCUUUUGCAACUGUCGCUGUCAUCUUCAGGUCUUGCUCUCGUAGCGAGCGCCCUCUAAUUUGGACACCAAACAUUCCGUGUGAUCUUGUGGCCUCUGCUGGCUCCAGUCCCGCACCAGGAGUUCGCAACAAUUCACAAGACCACCAGGCCAACAAUGAUUUUAUUUUUUUUUGCCAAAGUUCCCUCACACCCCUCUUGUUAAGUUAACUUGGCCCAGCUCAUUUUGACUCCUGCUCAUUCAAGCUCCGCCUUCCUUCUUUUUGACUUGGGAGAACCUGUCUUGCGUGUGUGGUUAGCCCUUUGAAAGACACGCCCCCCGCCCCCCCAUAUAAUGCCUCGCCAGUGAACAGAUUAUUGGUUUCUACUUUCUUUAAUCUGAUGUAAACCAAUUGACUUUUUUAUGGAAUAAAGAGUAUUGAAAUGUU